UUACAACAAAAAGUGUCACGCAAUCGUGGCAAGGGCCGUGGACGUGCUCGUGGAAGGGGUACAACCCGAAGGAAAACUGGUGCCGCGGCUGUGACGGCAGUCACGACAGAAGAGGACGAAGAGGAUGGUGAAGAUAGCGGAUCGGAUUAUGGUGCAUCGUCGAAGAAAAGGAGGAAGAGCGCCGCCUCGGGUAGAGGAGGGAGGGGACGUGGAAGAGGCCGAGGUGGUGCUGUGGCAAAAACAACGAGGAGGUCGCGAUCGAGUGAGUGUGCUUUAUGUUUGUGUACGGUUUUGAAUUAA
Anisakis simplex (herring worm) is the source of this 300-nucleotide messenger RNA. The record is from the annotation of a GenBank genome assembly. NCBI's taxonomy places the organism in Eukaryota, Metazoa, Nematoda, Chromadorea, Rhabditida, Anisakidae.